CCCCCAUCCAUCACGUACACAUACGCCAAAAUGUCUGUUCCUACCGAGUUCAAGCUCAACAACGGCACCACCAUCCCCGCCGUCGGCCUCGGCACGUGGAAGUCGGAGCCCGGACAGGUCACCCAGGCCGUCGAGCACGCCAUCAAGUCGGGCUACAAGCACAUUGACGGUGCCCUCUGCUACGGCAACGAGGCCGAGGUCGGCGCCGGCAUCAAGGCAUCGGGCGUUGACCGCAAGGACCUUUUCAUCACCUCGAAGCUCUGGUGCACGUACCACGACCGCGUCGAGGAGGGCCUGAACCAGACGCUCAAGGACCUCGGCACCGACUACCUCGACCUGUACCUCAUCCACUGGCCUGUCCGCACCGUCGAGAACGGCACCAACAAGCUCUUCCCCGUCAAGGAGGACGGCUCGCGCAACAUUGACCGCGAGUGGGACCAGGGCAAGACGUGGGCGCAGAUGGAGGCCGUGCUCGCCUCGGGCAAGGUCAAGGCGAUUGGCGUGUCCAACUUCUCUGAGCUCUACCUCGAGCGCCUGAGCAAGACGUGGAAGGUCGUCCCCGCCGUCAACCAGGUCGAGCUGCACCCUUACAACCCGCAGCACUCGCUCAAGAAGUACUGCGAGUCCAAGGGCAUCAAGCUGCAGGCGUACUCGCCUCUCGGAUCCAACGACUCGCCGCUGCACGCCGAGCCCGUGCUCGUCGAGAUCGCCGCCAAGCACAACGUCGCCCCCGCGACCGUGCUCAUCUCGUACCAGGUCAACCGCGGCGUCGUCGUCCUCCCCAAGUCGGUCACGCCCAAGCGCAUCGAGGACAACCUCAAGGUCAUCAAGCUCGACGCCGACGACCUCGCCAAGCUCGACGGCCUCGCCGCCGCCGGCAAGCAGCAGCGCGUCGUCUCGCCCCCCUGGGGCACCGACCUCGGCUUUGUCGACUGGUUCGGCCCCGACAACAAGAACGCGCCCGCCGGCACCGUUCUCGAGUCCAAGGGUGAGACGUUUUAG
Messenger RNA from Vanrija pseudolonga, 1002 nucleotides. Its product is annotated as D-galacturonate reductase. Gene Ontology annotation, molecular function: aldose reductase (NADPH) activity. The record is from RefSeq and is a predicted model, not a curated record. NCBI's taxonomy places the organism in Eukaryota, Fungi, Basidiomycota, Tremellomycetes, Trichosporonales, Trichosporonaceae. The transcript has 3 exons. Bases 31 to 1002 code for a protein of 323 amino acids. Gene Ontology annotation, cellular component: cytosol.